GACCAUCAUGGGCCCUCACGGCAUCAGCAGAGCCGUCCAGAGGCUGGAGUUCUCCGACUGCAGGAAGGGACUGGGAGUCAAAGUGAUCGGAGGUUACAGAGAGCUGACCGGAGAAGACUUCGGGAUCUUCAUCAAGAGAGUGAUCGCAGGAGGCCUGGCUGCUCUGGAUGGUCGGCUGAAGUCAGGUGAUCUGAUCUUAGACGUUAAUAACAUCAGUCUGGUCGGAGUGACCAAUGAGAGGGCGGUGGAGAUCUUGAGGACAGCUUCGCUCUCUAACCACAUGUCUCUGCUGAUCGCCAGAGACGAUGAAUCCAGGAGGGAGUUUUCAGAGCUGAUGGAGAAGUACGGCUCCAACAAUGUGGCAGCUUCAGGUCGAAUCUCUCCGACUCAGCUGUCGUCAGGGAAACUGACAGACACAGCCUCCUCUUCCUCCUCCUCCCGGUCAGAGAGCCCCCAGCUCCUCAGUCCCAAAGAGGGCGGGGUCACCUCCUACAGCCACACUCCACACUACACCUCCAACAUGGCCUACACUAAUGUGCACACGCCCGCCUUCAGCGACAGCGUCAUUCAGUUGAUAUGUGUUGCCAAGGCAACGGGCCUGGGCCUCGUCGUCAAAGGCGGCGCCAACCGAGCCGAAGGACCAAUGGUGUUCAUUCAGGAAAUCGUGCCUGGAGGAGACUGUCAGAAGACUUCGAGGUCCUGAUCCGGGACUUGUUCAAGCCUCAGCUAGACGAGCUCUUGGGCUCUCAGCCAGGGUCCAGGUUCACGUCUGAAGAUCUCUGCAGCCUUCUGGAGUCUCCCACCAACCCACCGCCGUGUCUGUCGGACUCUGAGGACCUGGAGGAGAUGGAGCGGCUCAGGAAGGAGCACAUCGAGGCUCUGAGGGACAUCAAGAGGCUGCAGGAGCAGCUGGCCGAGUCUCAGAGGGUCCACCAGGAGCUGCAGGACGAGCUGAGUCAAGUCAAACAGGAGGCCAGGGCCGGGGUGGAGGAGAGUCAGGCCCUGAAGUCCCGGAUCCAGCUGGCCGAGGAGGCCCAGAAGCAGGCCAGGGGGAUGGAGAUGGACUACGAGGAGGUGGUCCACCUGCUGGAGGCUGAGAUCGCUGAGCUGAAGACUCAGAAGGUGGAACCUCCAGCUCCGAAGAAGGAGGAAACGGAGGAGCUGAAGAAGAGGGUGGCCGUCCUCGAGUGUCAGCUACGGAAGAGCGAAGCGGCCAAAAAGAGUUUUGAGAUGUCGACAGGAAAGCUGCUGAGCUUUGUGGAGCUCCGGAGAUGUUAAAGUCGGCUCGUCGGCGCACGGCCUUCCUCCUCGCUUCAAGAAGAGUCUGUGGACGGCGGCCUCGCUGGCCCAGGAGGCCAAGGAGCUGACCCGGUCCGUCAGAGCCGUCCUGGAGGUCGACUGUCUGCCUUAUGGCUGGGAGGAGGCCUUCACCACAGACGGAGUCAAAUAUUACGUCAAUCAUGUGACCCAGACUACUUCAUGGAGCCCCCCUGACCUGAGCAGCUCAGACCCUGAUCCUGACCCACCUCCAGAGGCCUUGGAGUCAGAGGCAGAACAAGGAGGAGAGGUGUCGGAGCACAGACCCCCGUCCAUCGAGACGGAGAUGUAGGAGCUGAAUGUCCAGUGUUAGGGUUCUGGCUCCUGCAGGUGGUCCUCCUCCAACCGGUCUAUCAAGGGUUCAUUUGGACCAGAAACAGAAUAUUUAGCAUGUUGGUGCUUUG
This is a messenger RNA of Austrofundulus limnaeus, 1721 nucleotides long. It is a transcript of the gene stxbp4, whose product is annotated as syntaxin binding protein 4. Lineage: Eukaryota; Metazoa; Chordata; Actinopteri; Cyprinodontiformes; Rivulidae. Gene Ontology annotation, molecular function: syntaxin binding. Gene Ontology annotation, cellular component: cytoplasmic vesicle. Gene Ontology annotation, biological process: regulation of insulin secretion involved in cellular response to glucose stimulus; insulin receptor signaling pathway. The record is from RefSeq and is a predicted model, not a curated record.